CGUAAAUGUGAAACUUUGGGCUAUUGAUCGGCAAUGUUUUCAAACAAUAAUGAUGAGGACAGGCCUCAUCAAGCAUACUGAGUAUAUGGAAUUUUUAAAAAGUGUUCCAACAUUCCAGAGCCUUCCUGAAGAGAUACUCAGUAAGCUUGCUGAUGUCCUAGAAGAGACACACUAUGAAAAUGGAGAGUACAUUAUCAGGCAAGGUGCCCGAGGGGACACUUUCUUUAUAAUCAGCAAAGGAAAGGUAAAUGUUACUCGUGAAGAUUCUCCCAGUGAAGAGCCAAUUUUUCUCCGCACUUUAGGGAAAGGAGAUUGGUUUGGAGAAAAAGCACUUCAAGGGGAAGAUGUCAGGACAGCCAAUGUCAUUGCCGCUGAAGCAGUAACUUGUCUUGUCAUAGACCGAGACUCUUUCAAACAUUUGAUCGGAGGUCUGGAUGAUGUUUCCAAUAAGGCCUAUGAAGAUGCUGAAGCAAAAGCAAAAUAUGAAGCCGAAGCUGCCUUCUUCGCCAACCUGAAACUGUCUGAUUUCAACAUCAUUGACACACUUGGAGUCGGAGGUUUCGGACGAGUUGAACUGGUCCAGUUGAAAAGUGAAGAAUCCAAAACAUUUGCAAUGAAGAUACUGAAGAAACGUCACAUAGUGGACACUAGACAGCAGGAACACAUACGUUCAGAGAAGCAGAUAAUGCAGGGGGCUCAUUCAGACUUCAUUGUGAGGCUGUACAGGACAUUCAAAGACAGCAAAUAUUUAUACAUGUUGAUGGAAGCCUGUCUAGGUGGAGAGCUUUGGACAAUUCUCAGGGACAGAGGUUCAUUUGAAGAUUCUACAACCAGAUUUUAUACAGCAUGUGUAGUGGAAGCUUUUGCUUAUUUGCAUUCCAAAGGAAUAAUUUAUAGGGACCUCAAGCCAGAAAACCUCAUUCUAGAUCACCGAGGUUAUGCCAAACUGGUCGAUUUUGGCUUUGCAAAAAAAAUAGGAUUUGGAAAAAAAACAUGGACUUUUUGUGGAACUCCAGAGUACGUAGCCCCAGAGAUCAUCUUGAACAAAGGUCAUGACAUUUCAGCAGACUACUGGUCACUGGGAAUCUUAAUGUAUGAACUCUUGACUGGCAGUCCACCUUUCUCAGGCCCAGAUCCCAUGAAGACCUAUAACAUCAUAUUAAGAGGGAUUGACAUGAUUGAAUUUCCAAAGAAGAUUGCCAAAAAUGCUGCUAAUUUAAUUAAAAAACUAUGCAGGGAUAAUCCAUCAGAAAGAUUAGGGAACUUGAAAAAUGGAGUAAAAGAUAUCCAAAAGCACAAAUGGUUUGAGGGCUUUAACUGGGAAGGGUUAAGAAAAGGUACAUUGACACCUCCCAUUAUACCAAGUGUUGCUUCUCCGACGGACACAAGCAAUUUCGACAGUUUCCCUGAGGACAAUGAUGAACCGCCACCUGAUGACAACUCAGGAUGGGAUAUAGACUUUUAAUGUAUUUCUCUUACCUGCUUCUGCCUUGCUGAAGACAGCUUCCCAAGACAUGGCUGCCAGCAAAACUGAAGGAAUUGGGGAGGAUUAGUGCUCGGGGUCACCAUGAUGCCUUGAUUGAUGCUGCUACAGUAACUACAGUGGCAUUAGGACUUAUUGCUUAGAUGACAAUAGUGCUCUUCACAUGUUUUCUGUUUGAACUUAUAAUAGCAGUUGACAUGGUGGUCCUGAAGCAAAGCCUUUUCACCAGUAAAGAAAUGUGUUUUCUAUCACUGCAAUUAUUUUGCUAUGCUCUAAUUAUAAUUUGAAAGAUAAUAGUGUAAGAUACACUUAAAGCUAGUAUUUUACAGCUAGAAUUAUCAGUAGGAUCAAAUGGUAACUAUUUAUGUACUAUAGCUCUCUAUAGUGCAGAAUCUGGGGUACUCCCACACUUCAGAGUGAGUUUGUAGGGUCUUUUACUGCAGGCCAGUGUGAAAACAAAGGAGGACCACACAACUAUUGGUCAAUGAGUUCACGUCAAAGUAGUGUUCAUGACAAGACUGAAUGUUACCUUUCCUUUUUCUUUCUGACAGAUUUUUUUAAGCUGAUAUAACAAAAGCACAACUGCUACAGAUUCUGUUGAGAACUGUUAAGGCAGGUAUGGGUCAGUUCUCACAUAUGACAGAGAACAUGUAAUUAGUAUCUUUCUUUUUUCCUUUGGUACAGUACAUAUUUGCAUGAAAAAAAUCAUAAAAUUAUUCAUUUUACAUAUAAAAAAUGUGCUUACAUAAAGGUCCUAAAAAUAGAAUGACAACAACUGAUCUUCUUAAUUAUCUAUUAGAAAUAAAGACUGAUCUUAAAAUAACACUUACCUUUUAGAACCCAAGGAAGAAAAUCUAAGACCCGUAACAUUCUGUAUAGGUGCUAUGUAUGUCUUUCAUCUAUGACUAUAAAUGUUCAGCGGUCAACAAGCAUUUCAGAGAUAUGUAGCAAGAGACAUCAUUUUUAAUGAUGCUCUAAAAUCAGAAAAUCCUUUAAGACUUCAUAGUGCAUCAUCUCCGCUUUUACUCUGCAGUAUUUAGGAGCCAACAUAGUAUUCUUACUUGUUCUGCUUCUUUUAAAAUAUAUCCAUAACUAGGGCAGUUUACGGAUGACUUUGGCUAUAUUUUUAAUCACUAUAUUUAAAAAUGUAACUAAACCAAUGUUUUCAGUUAGAACACAGUAUGAUAACAAUGAAUCCUAAUAGUCUAUUUGCAAUGGAUGAGAUUCUGAUGGCACAUCACAUAAGUGGAAGAUUGAGAGAGCAACACAGGUCUACUGUGUUUGUGUGAGAUGUGCUAGCAUAUAUAAUUUGCAGUACACAGACACUUUAGUGAUGCAAUGGCUACAGCAUAUAGCCACUGCUAUAAAAAAGAGAAAGGAUACUAUAGGCCUGAAUUCUUCUCUCACUUCCACUGCUUUUACAUCACUGACUCCAGGACAUCAAUGGAGGGUUCAGAAAAAGAACUAUGUAUGUCCAUCAAUGGCUAUUAGUUAGGGUGGGCAGAGUUGGUGUCCAUAGCUUCCGUUUGCCAGAAGCGUUGAAUGGGAAACAGAGGGUUUUGUUCAUUCCCUUUGGGGUACUGGCAUUGGUUAUUGUCAGCAGACAGAAGAAUGGCCGUACUGGGCCAGACAAAUAAUGCUUCUAGCCCGCUAUCCUGAGUCACUCCUGAUUUACACUGAUGUGAGGGAAAAAAACUCUGUAAACUAAUCAUAGGUUUAUUUGAGAGAAUGUAAGUUUACCUCCUCACACUUAUAAGAGGCAUUAGUUUUCCGAACUUGCAAUAGAUCUUACCAGGACCUUAUUAUAUUCAUUGGAACAGCAUAUGAUGCCACAUUUGAUUAUAUAAUGUUAUAGAGUCAAAAAUAUGUGACUUAAUUUGUUGUGCUCCAACACAUCAUAUAUUGAAGCUGUUAAAAGAUCAACAUUUGCCUCACUUGGUACCACACAGUUAUUAUGGCUGUCUCCUGUUCUACAUUUAGAGAAAGAUUACGGUAAUCCCAAGUAACAGUGUAUGGUACCAGUUAGCAAAUAGUUUUCUGUGAUGACCACUGUAUCUAUCCUAAUACAUUAGCAUAUUAAAUGGCAUUCAUGAUUUUUUCAAAGCAUGGGAAUCUAGGCUCUGAUCUUAUCCCAUUGAAAUGGAUGGGCAUUUCUCUAUUAACUUUAAGAGGAACAGGUCCCUAGUGAAGAUUUUGUGGGUUUUUUAUCUUUACCUGUAAAUAUAGGGGAAGCAAAUAGUAGGGGAUUUAUCAGUAACAGAAUGUCGCCCAUGAAUACAUUUUAGUAGGUUUUCAUAGUCAUAAAGGACAUCCAUAGAUUUUGCACCAACAUCAUGUCUACAAUUUGCCAGCAGACUGGAAAGCCUCAUUUACUGUAAGACUGUGUAACUAGUCUAUAUCAUUUAUUUUUACAGUUAUGUACAGUAGGACAUCAGCAGCACCACAUAAUUGCAGGUCAUUUAUGUUACUCAUUAAUCAUGUGUGGCAUUGUAUUAAUAUUUAAAUAUGCUGAAGCAAUCAUUUAAAAACAACAUCUACUGGGAACUACUUGUAUACAACAAGUAUAACACCUACUUAGUAUUUUAAAUCCAUACGUUAAAUGUUUAAAAUUGUCUGAACGCAGACAGUAGAUAUUAGGGCUAAAACAAUCACAUAGUCAUCUUAGUUAAAAAAAAAAAUGUACAGGCAGUCCCCAGGUUACGUACAAGAUAAGAACAAACCUACAGUCCCUAAGU
Messenger RNA from Pelodiscus sinensis (Chinese soft-shelled turtle), 4218 nucleotides. NCBI's taxonomy places the organism in Eukaryota, Metazoa, Chordata, Testudines, Trionychidae. The record is from RefSeq and is a predicted model, not a curated record.